UCUGGUGAAGCAGUCAAGAGUUGCGAUAGUGCUCCGGUCGACUGCGUCCCAUUUAACUCCCUCCAAGUCCUUCAGUAGCGUAAAGUCCCGCGCACGUCAUUUACGCGUUAAAGUCUCCAACGACUGAGGCGUCUUUAGAGCAUCGCUCGCUAAGUGAACUCGGUGAGCUCCCCGUGCAGAAGAGGCAGGAUGGAUUUGACGUUUCUGCUGUGUUUGGCGAUGAGCGUCGGGUCCUGGUUCGCAUGUGCGGAGAGACACAGCGUCUACUGGAACGGCUCCAAUCCGAACUUCCUGUUGGAGGAGUACGCAGUCGAAGUGCGCAUCAACGACUAUCUGGACAUCGUCUGCCCGCACUACGGCCACGGCGAGGUGUCAUCGCACGCGGCCGAGCGCUACGUGCUGUACAUGGUGGAGAAGGAGGACUACGAGGUGUGCAAGCCUCACUCCUUCGACCAGCUCCGUUGGGAGUGCUCGCGGCCGUUCGCCCCCCACGCCCCCGAGAAAUUCUCUGAGAAAUUCCAGCGUUUUACUCCCUUCACCCUGGGCAAGGAGUUCCGACAGGGAGAGAGCUAUUAUUAUAUCUCCAAGCCAAUGCAUCACCACGGCCAGGACUGCCUGAGGCUGAGGGUGGACGUGGUCGGACAAAACGGCGCCGGAAAACACGGCGGCGGAAAGCACAACUUGGAGAAAGUCAAGGCGGGAAAUGCAAAAGAAAAUAUUGAAAAAGUGAAGUUAGGUGCUGCUGGAGGAGUUCACAACCCUUCUAACCGGCUCCCAGCAGACGACCCUGCUGUGAUGGAGCCAAAGGUUCAGAGGAGCAUCGGCAGUUCAGGAGCGCAGCUGGUCUCAUUUUCACUUGUCCUGACCACCAUCUCGGUGCUGUUGGCCCAGACGCUACACUGAGGCUGAGCAAAGGCAAAGUGCGACAGAGACAAUGCAAACUCAAUGCUGGUCAUUGGGGACCAUGAACCGAUUUUUUGGGGACAGUUGCGUCAGUGUGCGUUUUGAGUGUGUGGAAUGUGGAUCGUUCCGAAGAGGACUUUUUAUUUUUUUAUUAUGUGGAUGACAAUUCUCAUUUGACCUUUUUUUUUUUUUUUUAAACUACACUCGUUUUCCUUAUGAACAAAACUGCAAGCAAACUGAUCAAAAUACUAACGGAUUGUUAUCAAUUUGAAAAUGACAAGUUUAUUGUCAGUGUCCUGUGUGGUUUUUUUUUUUUUUUUUUUACCAUUGGUACAGAUUACACUCCUUAUCUCCAGCUUUUAACGUCAUUUUUGUUAAUUUGUAGCAUUCAACUCCCCGAUGCAUCACCUCCCGUCUGUUAUAUCUCUUUAGUCUGACAAAGAAUCAGUCGCUGGGGUUGAGAUAAACACUGCUGAACGGUUUUAGGGAGCUGAGCCUCCUCAGUACUCAUUUCUACAGCACAUGGUACACUGGCUGACGCACAGCUGUGAUUCCACUUGCACAUUGUGAAACCUCCAACUGAAUGGACUUCCAAGAAUACAUUUUCAGAUGUAUAUUUUCAUGUUAGCUUGUUUUGCUUUUUGUAAAUGUUUAUAUGUAAAUGUGUAUAUAGAGAAAAUUAUAAGAAACCGUUUCAAGAUGUGAAAAUAUUUCGUAAAAUAAAGUUGUGAUUGUUAUGAAAA
Gasterosteus aculeatus aculeatus (three-spined stickleback) is the source of this 1646-nucleotide messenger RNA. It is a transcript of the gene efna1b, whose product is annotated as ephrin-A1b. Gene Ontology annotation, molecular function: ephrin receptor binding. Gene Ontology annotation, cellular component: plasma membrane. The record is from RefSeq and is a predicted model, not a curated record. Gene Ontology annotation, biological process: axon guidance; ephrin receptor signaling pathway. Lineage: Eukaryota; Metazoa; Chordata; Actinopteri; Perciformes; Gasterosteidae.